AUGUUGUCUCGUCUCGGAGUUGGCCAUACAGCUAGAUUAUCAAACAGAUUAGUCAAACCAUCUUUAAUUAGGGGUAUAAAAACUAUUCCACAACCACCUGGAUUUAUUGUUGGUACUGUUAAUGAUGCAUAUGUAGGACCAAAACCGCACAAGCUUGAAGGAUCAUAUCACUGGACUCUUGAAAGACUUGUAAGUGCUGGCUUGGUGCCUUUGGUUUUGGCUCCGAUGUUUACUGGAGCAUCAACAUUUGUCGACUCAACCUUGAGUGCAUUGUUAUUAUACCACUGUUAUGCUGGUUUCCAAUCUUGUAUCAUAGAUUAUAUUCCAAAAAGAGUAUAUGGAUCUUAUUUCAACUAUGCUAUGUAUCUUUUGACUUUUGGAACUGGUGUUGCUGGUUACGGUAUCUACGAAAUUGAAAAGAAAGAGGGUGGAAUAAGUACAAUCAUUUCAAAGUUGUGGAAAGCUUAA
This is a messenger RNA of Lodderomyces orthopsilosis Co 90-125, 468 nucleotides long. Its product is annotated as succinate dehydrogenase membrane anchor subunit. Gene Ontology annotation, molecular function: ubiquinone binding; heme binding. Gene Ontology annotation, cellular component: membrane; mitochondrial envelope. The coding region runs from base 1 to 468 and encodes 155 amino acids. Gene Ontology annotation, biological process: mitochondrial electron transport, succinate to ubiquinone; tricarboxylic acid cycle. NCBI's taxonomy places the organism in Eukaryota, Fungi, Ascomycota, Pichiomycetes, Serinales, Debaryomycetaceae. The record is from RefSeq and is a predicted model, not a curated record. The transcript has a single exon.